Cuscuta campestris is the source of this 1355-nucleotide messenger RNA. The record is from the annotation of a GenBank genome assembly. NCBI's taxonomy places the organism in Eukaryota, Viridiplantae, Streptophyta, Magnoliopsida, Solanales, Convolvulaceae.
CUUAGAAUAAAUCUUGUUGAUCGAAUCCCUUGAUUGUAUCAAUUAUUGAAAUCUUUUGUAAUUUCUGUCAUGAACUCAACUACCCAAAUAAAGAAUCCUAAUAAAGGAAUUUAUGUUAAUUGUAGAAUGAGUCAAGAAACCGCACACGGACAAGGCAGCAAUGAACACGUAAGUGUUCACACUGAAGCAUCUAGCUUCACCCCUCCUAUCCAAAACGAGCCUAUCAACCAAGAGGAUGUUCUGAGGAACAAUGCGAAUGCUGGUGGUCAACCUGACUACACAAUUCCUGUUUUCUUGGCAAACUUGGUUCAACAAGUGGCCAAUGCUCCAAUGUUUCCACCACAACCGCCGCCGCCACCGCGUGUGAUCACUUUCAAAUUUCUGAAAGAUAAUGGAGCAGAAGAGUUUCUGGGCGAUCGAAUCACCGAACCUCAAGUUGCUUGGAAUUGGAUUGAACAAACCGCUAGAGUGUUGAGAGAUCUAAACGUACCUCUCAACGACUACCCAAGGUUCGUAGCACAGUUACUUCGUGGAGAAGCCUACGAAUGGUGGAAACGCACCGAUGAGAGCAAUGAAACCCCGAAGCCAUGGACGUGGGAGUUCUUCAACUGGGCUUUCAAGAAAGAGUAUAUCCCAGCACGUUUCCGUGAAGAGAAACGUACCGAAUUUGUGGAGUUACGACAAGGAGAUAUGACGCUUCCCAAAUAUCGCCAAAAGUUUGUCAGUAUGGCCAAAUUUGCACUGACGUUAGUAAGCACCAUGACUGACCGUAUUGAGGAAUUCAGGUCAAAACUCCGACCUGAUCUCAGGGCUCAAGUAUCUGUCAUACCAACGGUGGACUUCACGGAAGCCUAUGAUCUAAUUGCUAAAGUAGACAAGGAUCUGAAUGCUUGUAAGGAGUACUUGAAGAAAGAAGGUGCUAACAGAAGUGAACACCGACCCACAAAUUCUGUCCCGAGUGGGAAAAGACCAUUUCAAGGACCCAGUAGCUCACACUACUUUAAGAAGGGGAAAUCUGUACAAAACCAAUCAGUGGUGUCUGGCAACAAGUCAAGGGGAUGGAAAAAUCCAAUGUGUAAUAUGUGUGGGAGACACCAUCCUUGGGAGUGUUGGCUUGCUUAAGGAUUAUGUCUGGGUUGUGGAAAACCUGGACAUUUCCGAAAAAACUGUCCCACAAAUCCUGGAGAGCCAUUUCCACCUGCCUCUAUUGCUAGUCAGGCGGCAUCAACACAUCCCGCACCCAGUCAACACUCGACUACAGGAUCUAAUCCUGUUAAAAAUCAAAACCAACAACAAGGACAAGCGCCUUCCCGUACAUAUUCCAUGAAGGGACGCACUAAAGAUAACCCUGACGU